GUACCACUUUCGCAAAAGCCUUUCAAAAUGUACCAUUUCUCAAUUGCACGCGCUCGACCAUGGACGAAAAUACCCCUGAUUGGGAUAGAGAGGCUGUGUCAGAGACGGAGACAGCUUCUAUCGGCGCUUCCAAAGAAGGAGCAGGGCAUCAAUUAAUGCUGCACGGUUACAUGUGGUAGAUAAUUGAUUUUAAUUAAUAGAAAUGAUAAUAGAGUAGGGUUAGGCCAUUAAUUGCUCUCUUAAUAUAUCAGACAAAAGAGCUUUGUAGAUCUGAAAAAACUGGAAAUCUGGGGAGAAAACUCUGAUGCUGGGCGAAAUUGGAGUUCUGCUUGAAGAAGGGUGCAUUUAAAGCUAAAGAAGGUACGGAUGGACGAAGGAGUAAUGAUAUUGGUCGGUUGCUGGGAAUGCAAAGAAAGUGGAGAGUGGCGAUUCAAGAUGUCGGCAAAGAAAUAUGCAAAGUGUGUAGACGUAAGCGCAGGAGAUACGAUUGCUGAUGUUGAGCAGAAAAUUGCCGCAGCGUUUGGAGUAGACAGAAGAAGGACAAAAAUGGAGCUGAGUUUUUGGUUCGAAGGAGGAGACACUGUCUACACGCAGCAAAAGAUGCCGCCAGUCUCUGUUGACAGCGAGAGUUCAUUGUCGAAAUUCAAAAAGGUAAGAAUAGAAAAGGGAGGUAUGAACAUGUAUCUAUGUUUAGAAGAAGACGAUGAAGAUGUGUCAAAUCUCGGGGGACAAGACGAUUGUCGGGGACAAGAAAUGGCGGGACAGCACAGAGGUGAGAGUGAAAGCACGCAGAUAAUUCCUGUAACUUUUGAGGAAGAGGACUUUUUAGAGGAAAUAUAUGCGUUUGAAGAAUCUUAUAAAAGGAAGGAAGCUGUGCUGCAAAAGGGAAAAGCUAAGCGGGGACGAGAAGAGGAACUGGUGGUAGCAUUGGGCACGGAUAGUGGAGGAUGGGCAUCCGAGUCGGAAGACAACAUGUUAAGUGAGGGAGAAGAUUCAGGCGACUAUGACUUUGAUAAUAUGAGGGAGUUGAUCGAUAGGGAGUACCCGCCGGAUUGGGAUCCUUGGAAGGAUUCGAGGAAGAAAGCAUUGACAAUUGCAGACGGAUCGCCGCGGGGACAAAAUGGUAGAGUGGAGGACGAUAUAUAUUCCGGUAUGGAGGACGAGAUAUACGAGGACGAUAUGUAUGUGGGGGACGAAAGUGUGGAUGCACAAGGAGGACAAACCCAGCCAAUACUAGUCGAUGUCGAGGUUAAUCAGAUGGACGGAAGGGAAGAUACCACAACAUUUGAUGAAUGUGAAGAGGAAUGUAGAAAACUGCGGGGACAAAAGGGGACAACUUCACAAGGAUGGGGACAAAGUGCAGAAAUGUCACUCGAACUGACAGAAUCGUUGGGUCCACCAGAGGGACAAAACCAGCCAAUACUAGUCGAAGUUGAGGUAAAUCAGAUCGAUGGAAGAGAAGAUGCGACAGCAUUUGUUGAAGGUGGAGAGGAAAGUGGAGACAUGUCAAUUCAACUGGGGCAGACCAGAAUGAGGCAAGUGGACGUUACGGUGACACCGUUGGUAAGAAGAGAAGAUGCCUCAACUUUUAAGGCUUUUGAGGAAGGAGAAGGACAAGGAAAUUUGGAGGUGACAAUGGGAUGUAGUGUUGGAGAGGAAAGUGCAGAAAUGGGGCAGAUAAGGUCGCAACUUACAAUGGGGGAGACAAUGUUUACUGAACUUGUGGGGGACGAUAUUGUGAUGGGUAGAGAUGCCGCACCGUUCAGGGACAACGCAGUCGGAGUUGCGCAGGACAAGGCUAACAUGAAUCUUAGGCGGAUAUUCCAGAACAAAGGCGAGUUGCAUAAGGCAUUAACUGUGUACUCUAUAAAAAGGCUAUUCAAUUUCCGAAUAAAAGCUUCCGACAAGACGCGUGUAAUUGCAGUAUGCCAUGAUAAAAAAUGUAAUUGGAGGGUAUAUGCAACGUUUCACGAGAACUCGGAGAAUGUGGAAAUUCGAACAGCGAGUCUAAGACAUAGUUGUGAUGUGAAAGUGCGGUCAAAGUACGGGAUGAAAGCAACACGAUCGAUUCUAGGCGAGUUGCUAAAAGCAAAAUAUGCGCAUGGAAAGAAGGGACCUAGAGCCUGUGAACUACCAGAGAUAGUAUUGGCUGAACUAAACGUUACCAUAUCAUACAUGAAAGCUUGGAACGCGAAAGAGAUGGCAAUGAAAAAAGCUCGUGGCAGUGAAGAAGAAAGCUAUAAGUUCUUGCAGACAUAUCUCCAUCUGUUAAGGACAACUAAUCCAGGUACGCUGUCCACAGUCCAUACGGAUUAUACUGAGGAGGGGGAAAUCCGUUUCAAAUAUUUAUUUUUUGCGUUUGGGGCUUCAGUUGCUGGGUAUAAGUAUUUGCGGAAAGUAAUAGUGAUAGAUGGAACACAGACUAAAGGAAAAUACAAAAGCUGUUUAGUUGCUGCCAGUGGACAAGAUGGAAAUUAUCAAAUAUUCCCAUUGGCAUUCGGAGUCAUUGACAGUGAGAACAUCGCAGAACAAAGGCGAGUUGCAUAAGGCAUUAACUGUGUACUCUAUAAAAAGGCUAUUCAAUUUCCGAAUAAAAGCUUCCGACAAGACGCGUGUAAUUGCAGUAUGCCAUGAUAAAAAAUGUAAUUGGAGGGUAUAUGCAACGUUUCACGAGAACUCGGAGAAUGUGGAAAUUCGAACAGCGAGUCUAAGACAUAGUUGUGAUGUGAAAGUGCGGUCAAAGUACGGGAUGAAAGCAACACGAUCGAUUCUAGGCGAGUUGCUAAAAGCAAAAUAUGCGCAUGGAAAGAAGGGACCUAGAGCCUGUGAACUACCAGAGAUAGUAUUGGCUGAACUAAACGUUACCAUAUCAUACAUGAAAGCUUGGAACGCGAAAGAGAUGGCAAUGAAAAAAGCUCGUGGCAGUGAAGAAGAAAGCUAUAAGUUCUUGCAGACAUAUCUCCAUCUGUUAAGGACAACUAAUCCAGGUACGCUGUCCACAGUCCAUACGGAUUAUACUGAGGAGGGGGAAAUCCGUUUCAAAUAUUUAUUUUUUGCGUUUGGGGCUUCAGUUGCUGGGUAUAAGUAUUUGCGGAAAGUAAUAGUGAUAGAUGGAACACAGACUAAAGGAAAAUACAAAAGCUGUUUAGUUGCUGCCAGUGGACAAGAUGGAAAUUAUCAAAUAUUCCCAUUGGCAUUCGGAGUCAUUGACAGUGAGAACAUCGCAGGGUGGACGUGGUUUUUCAAACAACUGUUACAGUUUGUCCCUGAUGAAGACGAUCUUGUCUUCGUCUCCGACAGACAUGCGGCCAUAUAUGCUGGACUAAGGACAGUGUAUCCACUUGCAAAGCACGCUUGCUGCACUGUGCAUUUAUUUAGGAACGUUGUCCACCAUUUCAAGUGUGAGGGGCUUGCUAAAAUGGUGUCCAAUGCGGCUAGAUCUUACACUGUGGGAGAUUUGCGAUAUUGGUUUGAAGAAAUUCAGAAAAGAGACAUCAAUUGUGCCAAUUAUUUGGUAGAGAUAGGAAUAUCUCAUUGGACACUUGCGUACUUCCCGGGAAUGCGAUACAAUGUGAUGAGCAGCAAUAUCUCGGAGUCCCUAAAUGCUGCAAUGCAAAAAGCCAUAGAUUUCCCGAUAGUGACGAUGGUAGAAUUCAUUAGGACUAUGUUAAUGCGUUGGUUUUACGAGAGAAGAGAAGCUGCAACUAGAACGAGGACAAGAUGUACGCCAGAGAUCGAGGAAAUGCUAAUAGAUCACCUGAAAUUAGCGACAGAUUGUGCUGUCAUAGCAGCAAGUGAAUGGAUUUAUCAAGUAAACGACGGUUUUGGUAUCGUUUUCACUGUGGAUCUAGAGAAAAAAACAUGUACUUGCAGAGUAUUUGAUGUGCUAAUGGUGCCGUGUUGUCACGCUUUAGCCGCGGUGGGGAUAAGGAACGUGGACAUUUACUCCCUGAUCGGGAACUAUGCAUUCGUGACGGAGUGGCGUAAGCUCUGGCGUGCCCAUAUUCUACCUCCGCCUAAGGAAAAAGACACGGAGGUCCCAAACGUAGUUAGUGAAAUGGUUGUGAAUCCACCAAAAACAAGAAGACCAGGCGGAAGACCAAAGACAGUACGCAUACCAUCGCGGGGAGAGUAUCAGGGCAAAGGAGGGAAGAAAAAAAAACCUAACAAAUGCACCACAUGUGGGAAGGAUGGCCACAACAGAGCAACUUGCAAAAAUCCUAUCUAAGUUUUAGGGAAUAAUAUUUCGGCGGCUUUUGGUCCAUGAAGUAUUGCGGAAAAGAGGGUUUAUCGUUACGUAGGUUGGAUAGGCCACGGGAAAUUUGUUUAGUCCAUGGCUUAACAUCCAAUUUUUUAGUCCAUGGCUUAACACGGAAAGUAUAACUAAUAUAUAUUUAUCUUUUGGUAAUUGGAUGUAGUAUGACAUGUAUGGGUAUCUUUUGGCAAGCACAUCUCACAACUUAUCGAACAAAAACUAUAUAUAUUUAUCAUA
Molecule: messenger RNA, 4492 nt
Organism: Arabidopsis lyrata subsp. lyrata
Lineage: Eukaryota; Viridiplantae; Streptophyta; Magnoliopsida; Brassicales; Brassicaceae
Exons: 3
Coding region: 367-2547 (726 amino acids)
Source: RefSeq, a predicted model, not a curated record